AGCAAAAGUAUUUUCUACAGUACUUCAGCAGAGCAGUUUCUACAACUAUGAGAGCCCUUAUAUUUCUAUUGACUUACUUGAUAACAUCUUUUGCAGAGAAUCAAGAUCUCUCUGGGAAGAUGUUGACUUUUCCUGUUGAGUCUGAUACAGCUCAUGUGAUCUUGGUUCCCAACCAGAGCAAGACUCUGACGGCAGUGACCCUGUGCUUGCGUUUCUUCUCAGAUCUUUCAAGAGCUCAGAGUCUCUUCUCUUUCGCCACCCCUGCCAAUGAAAAUGCUUUCCUCCUUUUCAAAAGGGAGGGCAGUGUGUACGAAGUAGACCAAGGUGGUCAGAACAUUGCUCUCUUCUGGGGUUUAGAUGACAAGCGCAACGAGUGGAAUUCUGUCUGCACAACUUGGAAUUCCCAAACAGGUAUUGCGCAACUUUGGGUCAAUGGAAAACCAAGCACGAGAAAAGGGGUACGACGAGGAGGAGACAUCUCUGGAAUACCCAGUAUUAUCCUGGGUCAAGACCAGGACAGCUUCGGGGGCAAAUUUGACCGAGGACAGUCUUUCACAGGAAUGCUUACAGAUGUGCAUAUGUGGGAUACAGUUCUUCCUUACCCUGAGAUUGUGUUGUACAUGAACCGCAUUCCACAGAAAACUGACGGCAAUGUGAUCAACUGGAGGUCACUGGAGUUCACUAAAAAGGGGUAUGUGAUUGUAGAAAACCAGGUGAACUAGAUUCAUACUGAUAACGUUGCCUCUUGAAGGCCAUGCUUCCACAAACUUCUUAAUGAUUUUAAAUGUUUUGAUCUUAUGCCUAAUAUCUAGAGUGAUUUGUGAUUUAAAAUGUUUUGAUAUCUUGCUUAGAAUGUCUAGUUUCAGACUGCCAAGAUAGAGCCCUAAAUGUCUUGAUAUCAUGUCUAGUGUGAUUUAUUUCUGUUGGCCUCUUCUCACAGCUAUCUGACUGUUAACACUCCAUCAUUCUUUGUUCAUCUGCCUGUAUAAUUACCAACAAGGCACAAAGUAAAGUGUUAAAUCUC
This is a messenger RNA of Sardina pilchardus (European sardine), 1024 nucleotides long. Its product is annotated as serum amyloid P-component-like. The record is from RefSeq and is a predicted model, not a curated record. NCBI's taxonomy places the organism in Eukaryota, Metazoa, Chordata, Actinopteri, Clupeiformes, Clupeidae. The coding region runs from base 48 to 722 and encodes 224 amino acids. The transcript has 2 exons.